GGAAGUGAGUGUUUAUAUCCAACCAAAGAAAGGCGAACGCCAUUUUGAUGCGACGUCCUGUUGGUUUAGAAAACAUGUUUAGGAGGGUCUUCCCAGCCUUGUUGCCAGCAUCAAGUGACAGUCGAGGUCUUCACGUGCCACGAGCAACCCUGGAACCUCCUUCAAAGGUAGCUCAUGAAGAAACGGCGACCUUCUCAAAUGAGGAUUUGGGCAUGGAUGCUAUAACACCAUGGUCGGUUACUGCAAAGGGUCCCCGGGGCAUUGACUACAGUCGAGUAUUAACUCAUUUUAAAGCACACAAAGUUGACGAAGCCGUGGUAGAAAAGCUUCGUGAAGUGGUUGGGAAGAUUGCCAAACGCACGCAUAGCAAAGAUGCAACGUAUCCCGAGAUUCAUCAUUUCUUUUCAAGGAAGGUAGUUUUCUCCCAUCGCGACUUUGGAUUAGCGCUAAGUGAAGUCGAAAAGUCAUUCCAGAAAGGGCAGCAACGCGUUUUCCUUUACACAGGGCGCGGUCCCAGUGCUAACAGUAUCCAUCUCGGUCACUUCAUCCCUUUUCUACUCACGAAAUACUUACAGGAUGUUCUGGACCUCCCCUUAGUCAUACAAAUCACGGAUGACGAGAAAUACUUAUUUCGUGAUGUCCCGUUCACGGGGGAUGCUGCGGACAAGAUGAUCUCUGAAAACAUCAAAGACAUCAUUGCUUUUGGGUUUAACCCGAAGCGGACUUUCAUUUUCCGAAACACGCACUAUUUUGGCGAGUUGUACCCAACCGUCUUGAGGCUGCAAAAGAUAAUGACUUGCAAUGCCGUGAAGCACACGUUGGGGAUCGAGGAUGAGGCUAAUAUUGGCAGGAUUGCCUUUCCCGCCACGCAGGCGGCACCGUGCUUCGCCUCCGCGUUUCAUUGUGUUCUCCCGCCUACGGGCGCGGCGAUGCGGUGCCUCAUCCCUUGUGCGAUCGAUCAGGAUCCGUUUUUUAUCCUUGCGCGAGCGGCAGCCUCGAGGAUGGGGCAGUUGCCGCCAGCACUCCUCCACACGAAGUUCCUGCCCGCGCUCAGGGGUCCUGGCCACAAGAUGAGUAGCAGUGAGUCGAAAAAUGGCCUUAUCAGUGCGCAUGACUCCGAUGAGCUGAUCCAAAAGAAGCUGCUAAAGGCGUUUUCAGGCGGUAAAGCCACACUAGUGGAGAUGCGCGAGCAAGGUGCUGAUCUUGAUGUGGACGUCGCUUACCAGAUUUUGAAGUUUUUCUGCAAUGACGACGUUCUUUUCCGAGAUAUCACUGAGCGUUACCGCUCAGGAAGGAUGGAUAGUGGUGAGGUGAAGAAUUUGGCAGCGAACCUUCUAAUAAGAGGAGUGCUGACAGACUGGCGCGAGCGACGAGCAAGGGUAACAGACAAUCACGUGGAACAGUUCUGUGCAGUGCGAAACAUUCUUGCCUAAGGUCCUCAGGUGUUAGUAGGAAAGAAAUAGAUAACGUAGAGAGAGAGAGAGAUACGCUGCACCUAUUUACUGUUCAGUGCGACAAGGACACUACAGAAAGACACUAAUGUGUUCUUUGCCUCGACUCUAUU
Messenger RNA from Phytomonas sp. EM1, 1564 nucleotides. NCBI's taxonomy places the organism in Eukaryota, Euglenozoa, Kinetoplastea, Trypanosomatida, Trypanosomatidae. The record is from the annotation of a GenBank genome assembly.